This is a messenger RNA of Labeo rohita (rohu), 5632 nucleotides long. RefSeq names its product cyclin-dependent kinase 5, regulatory subunit 1a (p35) (gene cdk5r1a). Gene Ontology annotation, molecular function: protein kinase binding; cyclin-dependent protein serine/threonine kinase activator activity. Gene Ontology annotation, cellular component: cytoplasm; protein kinase 5 complex. The transcript is spliced from 2 exons. The coding region runs from base 877 to 1800 and encodes 307 amino acids. The record is from RefSeq and is a predicted model, not a curated record. NCBI's taxonomy places the organism in Eukaryota, Metazoa, Chordata, Actinopteri, Cypriniformes, Cyprinidae. Gene Ontology annotation, biological process: brain development; positive regulation of cyclin-dependent protein serine/threonine kinase activity; activation of protein kinase activity.
GAGAGAUCAGAGGGGGAUGGGGUUGCCCAUUCAUGUCACUGCGCCACUGAGGUCUACAAAGCCUCGGCGACAUUACUGCACAUCAGGAUUUAAGUUAAUCUGUCUCGGGCGUUGUGUGUGAGACUUUCCACACUCUCUGGGUCUUGAUUAAAGAUCGUAAUCUGUCAACAGCUGGCACGUCAUGUAAAAACAGUUCAAACGUCUACCUUUCAUGUUCAAGCUCGGGAAGCGCUAUAACAGAUGCUGCUUCUGUGGAGAGCGGUUUCAGACAGCGCACACAUGAAGCAUGGACAGAUAACCAGAGGGAGCUCAUCCACUGCCAAGUUCCCACCCAUCUCCAUGAGAGAGGACCAAUAUCCCCUUCUUUUGAAAAAUAGCGGUCAAUGAACGCAGUUCAUCGACUUCACUUAAGGAUUAGUCUGGCGGGGACCCUAUUUUUACGCAUUUCCAGUCACAUUCAAGCCUGGCGUGUUAUUCAUCCGCCUGCGCAGUUCAACAAGAAGAUCACAGACGGCCAGAUGUGAAACAGACCAGAGAUUGACUGUGAUGAAAGAGAAGCAACAAAAUUGCCAUGUAUCGAGGCUUUAUGUGGGAAGACGUGGCGUGCAUCUGGGAAGUAACCGUAGCAACCGGAGAAUCCUGAACACCCUGCAUAGUUGCUUUACGUAGAAGCAUUAUUUCAUCGCUGACGUCCCAUUUUCAGCACCUUGGACAACGACGAGCACGCUUCACAGUGCGACACGCGGAGGGAAAACGGGAUAAUCGACGAAUAUUUCUCUAUUUACCCAUUCUUCUUCUUCUAUAUCUACAUUUGUCACCGCGGGGAGGACGUAUUGAUUAAUUUUGUAUCUAAAGACCCCGUAAAAUCAAGGCAACAUGGGAACUGUACUCUCAGUCUCCCCGAGCUACCGAAAGGCAGGCCUAUUUGAUGAAAUACCACCCCCUCUGGCACAUUAUACAGCUGUGCAGAACAGUAAAAACGCCAAGGACAAGAGCCUGAAACGGCAGUCGCUCAUCAACGUCCUGCCAUGGAAGCGCAUCGUGGCAGCUUCGGCCAAGAGAAAAGGCUCUAAGAAGCUGGCCUCUGGGGACAGUCAGGAUGAAGAGAGCGUGGGCACCCUCAACAGCCAAAACCUGAAGAAGUCCCAGUCCUGCGCCAACCUCUCCGGCUUCACCCAGGAGCCAGCUGUGAGCUCCAUUCCCACAUCGAAAACCACCGCCAAUGUGGCCUCCACCGCGAAGAGGACCUCCAUUACUGGAUCGGUGGGCCAAGCAACCAACGCGGGCACACCCAAAAGAGUGAUCGUGCAGGCUUCCACCAGCGAGCUCCUGAGGAGCCUGGGCGAGUUCCUGUGCCGGCGCUGCUACCGGUUGAAGCGGCUUUCCCCCGCCGACCCCGUUCUGUGGCUGCGCAGCGUGGACCGGUCCCUCCUGUUGCAGGGCUGGCAGGACCAGGGCUUCAUCACCCCGGCUAACGUGGUCUUCCUCUACAUGCUCUGCCGCGAGGUCAUUUCGGCCGAGGUGUCCAGUGAGCGCGAGCUACAGGCCGAGCUGCUCACUUGCCUUUAUCUGUCCUACUCCUAUAUGGGAAAUGAGAUUUCGUACCCGCUCAAGCCCUUCCUGGUGGAGACGGAUAAGGAUGCCUUCUGGAAUCGCAGUCUGGCGAUCAUCAACCGCAUGAGCAGCAAAAUGCUCCAGCUUAACUCUGACCCGCACUACUUCACACAGGUUUUUGCUGACCUGAAAAACGAAAGUCAAAUGGAGCAGGAGAGCCGGCUGCUUAUAGGCCUGGAUCGAUAAGUUCAAGAAAAGAAAAAUGUGCAUAAAAGGUCUGUGCACAAAAAAAAACAUUGUUUCUUUUUACAAAAAAAACAAAAAAACAAAACAAAACUUUAGUGUCAUUAUUAGUAUUAAAAAGCUUCAAAGCAUAGUUUUGAAGCUUAUUUGUAGCAAUGAAUGCUAGAUCGGCCAUUCUAAGGAAUAGUUCACCUACAAAUUAAAAUGUGACCCUGGAUCAAAAACCACAAAACCAGUCAUAAGGGUUUUUUUUUUUAAAUUGAGAUUUCCAUUGAUGUAUGGUUUGUUAGGAUAGGACAAUAUUUGGCUGAGAUACAACUGUUUGAAUGUCUGGAAUCUGAUUAAAAAAAAAUAUAUAUCAAAAUAUUGAGAAAAUUGCCUUUAAAGUUGUCCAAAUUACAUUCUUAGCAAUGCAUAUUACUAAUCAAAAAUUAAGUUUUGAUAUAUUUACAGUAGGAAAUUUACAAAAUAAAUAAUAAUUUUGAAUAAUUUUAAAAUUGUUGGCUAUUGCUACAUAUAUACCCUUGCUACUUACGACUGGUUUUGUGGUCCAGGCUCACAAAUUUGUACACUUUUACUCAUCUUUAGGCCAUCCAAGAUGAAAUGAGUUUGUUUCUUCAUCACAACAGAUUCGGAGAAAUGCAACAUUACAUGACUUGCUCACCAAUGGAUCCUCUGAAUGGGUGCCAUCAGAAUGAAAGCCCAAACGGCUGAUAAAAACAUCACAGCAAUCCACAAAACUCAGGUUCAACAGUUAAUGUCUUGUGAAGCGAAAAGCUAUGCGUUUGUAAGAAACAAAUUCAUCAUUAAGACUUCCAUCUAAAAUAUGAGUCCUCUAUCCGUUUAUUAUUGUUUUUAUCAGUGAUCAGGAGAGAAAAAUAACACAGAUAAACCACCAUUUACAAGUGAAAGCUGUUCAAAAUGAUUUUAAACAAAGAUUUUGGUGGAUUUUGAUGUGAGAGGACAACAGGAGAUGGGCAUUCCACUGGAGGAAGCGUUAUUAUGGAUUAUGGACUCAUAGUUUGGCUAGAAAUGACAGUUUAAAGUUAAAACGUCUUACAAACAUUACAAACAUUAAGCGUUUCUCUUCACAAGACAUUAAUUGAUGAACUGUAGUCGUGUGGAUUACUGUGAUGUUUUUAUCAGCUGUUGGGACUCUCAUUCUGAUGGCACCCAUUCACUUCAGUUGAUUUAUUAGUGAGCAAGUGAUGUAAUGUUAAUUUUCUCCAAGUCUGUUCUGAUGAACAAACUCAUCUACAUAUUGGAUGCCCAAAGGGUGAGUAAAUGUUGAGCAAAGUUUCAUUUUUUAGUGAACUAUUCCUUUAAAAUCUGACCAAGAUGCAGGACGACACCUUGCCAGCCAACAAGGUGUUCAUUGAAUGGUCGUGUGGCGUUCCUGAGGUCAACGAACCAACUGCGGGAUCUACCGACCGUGCAGCAUGUUGACCUUUCCAAGUGAUUCCAUCCAUACACAAACAUGAGCAGCAGUCUUUAGGACUCCCAAUAAAAAUGCUUCUUGACUCACAAUGAAGACUUGACGGCGUUAAUCUGAAAGCUCAGCUUGUGCUGUAUUCUUACAACAGACUGAGUCGUUUGAAAACGAGAGCCAAGAUAGCAACACUUUCAAAAUUCUACAAACCAAAGACUCUAGUUUGACCUUCUGCAAUUUCUACAUUCACAAAAAUCUUACAACAUUGAUGAAGCGAUAUACGAGGACCAUGAACUGCUGCUCUUGCAUGGCAUCACGUUUUCAACAUGUUAUGUUUGUUUAGCAUAUCUUAGUGGCCUUUAAAGAAGGUCUGGGUCGUAAACUGCUGCAGGUUCAAGGCCAUUUGAUGAGGUGGUCUUUCCAAACAUACAUCAGUUGUUGUUGUUAAAGACAUUCUAUAUUAAGGAAGUUUAUGAUGCUUUAUGAGCUAAAAUCUUCACGAUUUGUGAUGAAGAAACAACCGCACCGCUUCCAACAGAACAGAAUCUUUCACCUUGAGAAGGAGACGUCUUUUCCUACCUUUUGUCAUCGUGAAAAGAACUGAAUAGAGAACAAACAAAUGGAGAAGUAGAUAUUUUACGUAUUUCCAACAGCAAGUACUGUAUGUUCUUAUACGGGUGUCAAUGCAUGCUUCUUUGACCAACCACACACUUUUUAAAAGAUCUUUGUUUAUGAUUUGAUGGUCACAAUUUUUGUAUGAUGUACUUUUUGGACGGCGUUCCAAAAAUAAUGUGCCAUAAAAGUCAGCUAGAAGUACACUAAGUUUUUGUAGCCUUCUCAUUAGGAAAGGAGUAUUUUUGAAAGAGCAAGGGGGAGAAGGAACAUUAUAGAAAGACUUGAGGAGGAGACAUACAGUGUCACAAAUAUUUUGUUAAAAAAGAAAGGAAAAAUUGCUUAUAUUAUUAGAAAAUCGCCAUUGCUUUCAGUCCAUUAUAGGUCCAGAACACUAUUUUCAUAAUUAUGCAUACAUAAAAACAAACCCUAGUUAUUUUAAAUACACAAAAGCCCUAUAUCAAAUACAGGAAACAAUGCAAAACAUAAUAGUGCAAAGGUUACAUGCAUUUAAAUCAGAAAAGGUUAUUUUAUACUUUUAAGUCAGCCUGUUAAAAGCACUUACAAAAAUUUUAAAUGUUCAUUUUGCCUUCUUCUCUUCCGCUUUUUAAUGCUCUCUCACAUAUCUGAGAUUGAGUAUUAACAAUUUUGAGAGCACAGUUGAUUUACUUCUAUAAUUUGAUACACAUUGCAAUCCAGUGUUAAUAAUAGAUGGGUUGCUGAUGAAGUGAUGUAAUCAGUAAUCAUUCUGAGAACGAGGUGCACUCGUUCCUGUGAACGAGAGAUUUUCACAAGUAUUUUUCGAUACAUUGUUCGCUCGUUAUUCAAGCUUCAGUAUGUGACAAGCGCUCUCAAGUUAAAGGUGAUGAAAGAGGGACUUUAAAGCAGUUCACAGAUGUAAUAUUAACAUUUGCAAAGGGCCGUUUAAGUCUUAAGAGGCCUCUAUAGAAGUACAGCAGCUUUUCAAUAUGCAAAUGAUUGAGAUACUGAUGACUUGUAAGACACUGAGAUGAAUUAUCUGUAGCACACAAAAACUGAUCAAAUCAACUCAGAUGGCAGGUCGUCUGUGACCUGAUUGCACUACGUUUAGCAAUAUGCACAUUUGAAGUUUUAAAGAUCAAUGACUGACAAAAGCUAACAGACCACAGUCUUUAAAUCCAUAUAUUUGUCUUUUGUCAUUUCAGCACAUGGCUAUUUACAUAUUUCUGAUCAUUUGCUGAUAGUGCUUUUACAUUUAUCCCCCAUAUUUUGUGUCUGGCCUCAUUCUGAUAAAACACUUAUGGUGCUAUUAAUGCAGAUAUCACAUUUUACCCAUAACAAGACCUUUCUCAUUGGUUAGCUGAAUGUAGUGAAGUUUUGUACAUAUAGGGCAAAAAGACUGUACGUGCAUUGAUGCUACAACAAAAAUGGCUCCAUUGGUAGAACGGGAUUCUGGAUGUGAUGAUAACAGAAAGGCCAUUAAUUACAGCAACUCUGUUCUUGUCAUAGAUAAUGAAAGAGGCAAAAUUGUGUUAUUAUGUUUUAUACAAUCUUUGUGGUUGAUGUAACAUUCUUCAACAGAAAAAAAAAAACUGUAUAGCAACAAAAGACUCAAAUAUGAUUUUCUCUUUUCUUUAUGUUUCACGUUGUGUGAACUUUGUUGAUCAAAAUGAAACAAAAAUGAGAUGUAACUAAUAUAUUUAAAGAAGCAAUCUGUUACAGUAUAUGGGUGUGUAUGAAUGUGAGUUUGUGCAAUGACUUUGGUCAAUUCUUCUAUCUACUUUAUAUAAAAAUGUGCAUUUGCAAGCAAAAACA